UGCUCUUAAGGCAGGUCCUCUGGAGGUGAACCAGGCCUCCCCUUACACCUCACCUGGACUUGGUCGUCUUGGUUCCAGGAGCCAGAAGUGAACGCAGUAGCCAGCCUGCCCGCCCUGGACACCAGGUCCUGGGAGUUCCUGGUUGGCAAGUGACGUCUCUGGGAUGUAAGUAAGGCUGGUUGCAAGUCAGAAGUAAACCGCUGGGUCACUGCCCCCACCAUGUCACAGGUGAUGUCCAGCCCUCUGUUGUCAAGAGGCCAUCCAGUCAGCCUGGCUCCCUGUGAGGAAGCCAGGAGGGCUCUGCAUCCAACACCCAGCCCCAGCCUGCCACCUCAGUGUCCUUACUAUACCACAGAAGGCUGGGGAGCCCAGGCCCUGCUGGCCCCCAUGCCCUGCAAAGGGCCCCCCAGUAGGCUCCCACAGGCACCCCCAGCUGGGGGCAAAGACAGCUGCCUCCUACCUGGUGAGCAGUCCUUGGGGGCCCUGGAGGAACUUGACUCCUAUGUUGACUUCUCACUGGAGAGCCUCAACCAGAUGAUUCUGGAACUGGACCCCACCUUCCAGCUGCUCCCAUCCGGGGCUGGUGGCCCCUGGGCAGAACCCACCCAGAGCACUACCUCAAGAAGAAAGAAAGAGGAGCCCGAAGCCUUGGAUAUAAAGUACAUCGAGGUGACCUCUACCAGAUCAAGGUGCCAUGAUGGCCCCCAGCGCUGCUCCAGCCCGUCCGUCACCCCACCCUUGGGGUCCCCACGCAGCGGUGGCCUCCUCCUUUCCAGAGACAUCCCCAGAGAGACUCGAAGCAGCAGCGAGAGCCUCAUCUUCUCUGGGAGCCAGGGAAGGGGGCACCAGCGCCCACCUCCCCACUCAGCGGCCCCCUCCUCUUAUCCCUCACCUUCUCCCAGCAUCUCCAUCCCUUGCAUGGGAAGCAAGGCCUCGAGCCCCCAUGGCUUGGGCUCCCCACUGGUGGCAUCUCCAGGCUUGGAGAAGGAGCUGGGGGGCCUGACCCCACAGCAGGGCAGCAGGGUCUCCAUACUGUCAGCCAGCCCAACAUCUGAUGUCAGCUACGUGUUUGGAAGCAGCCAGUCCCUCCUCCACUCCAGCAUUUCCAGCCAUCAGUCGUCUUCUAGAUCUUUGGAAAGCCCAGCCAGCUCUUCCUCCAGCCUCCACAGCCUCAGCCCAGUGUCCCUGUGUACAAGAGCCAGUGACUUCCAGGUCCCCAGAAACCCCAUCCCAAGCAUGAGCCAGUUCAGAGCAACCCACUCCCCACCACUGGCCAAGGAGCAUGCCAGCAGCUGCCCCCCAUCAAUCGCCAACUCCAUGGUGGACAUACCCAUCGUGCUGAUCAACGGCUGCCCGGAACCUGGGUGUCCCCCAUCCCCGCAGACCACAGGACACCAGGAUUUUGUCCAGCAGGAAAUGGCAUCUUCCAGCAACCCAUAUCCAGCUGCCAGGAGCCACAGCCAGACCCUGACAGAUGCCCCUCUCACCACAUCCCCAGAGGGUCCCACCAGGGACAUCCAGCCUACCAUGAAGUUUGUGAUGGACACAUCUAAAUACUGGUUUAAGCCAAGCAUCACCCGGGAACAAGCAAUUGAGCUGCUGAGGAAGGAGGAGCCAGGGGCUUUCGUCGUGAGGGACAGUUCCUCCUACCGGGGCUCUUUCGGCCUUGCCUUGAAGGUGCAGGAGGCCCCUGGACCUGCCCAGAACCAACCAGCUGAGGACAACAGUGACCUUAUCCGCCACUUCCUCAUCGAGUCUUCUGCCAAAGGGGUGCAUCUCAAAGGAGCAGAUGAAGAGCCCUACUUUGGAAGCCUCUCUGCCUUCGUGUGCCAACAUUCCAUCAUGGCGCUGGCCUUGCCCUGCAAACUCACCAUCCCACAGAAAGAGUUGGGAGGUGGAGAUGGGGCCUCAGACCCCUCUACAGACAGCCGAGCCUCCUGCCUGAAGAGUUCUGCAGGCUGCCACGCCCUCUACCUGAGCUCCGUGAGUGUGGAGACCCUGACCGGAGCCCUGGCUGUGCAGAAGGCCAUCUCCACCACCUUGGAGAGGGAUGUUCUCCCCACGCCCACUGUGGUCCACUUCAAAGUCACUGAGCAGGGCAUCACCCUGACCGACAUCCAGAGAAAGGUGUUUUUCCGGCGCCAUUACCCCCUCACCACCCUCCGCUUCUGUGGCACAGACCCUGAACAACGGAAGUGGCAGAAGUACUGCAAGCCCUCCCGGAUCUUUGGAUUUGUGGCCAAGAACCAGACUGAGUCACAGGAGAAUGUAUGCCACCUCUUCGCAGAGUAUGACGCAGUCCAGCCAGCCUCACAGGUCAUCAACCUGGUGGGCACCCUGCUGCAGGACGCAGACAGGAUGUAGGGAGGGAGCUGCUCCCUGGGCCCCUUCCCAGACAUCCAAGGGGCUGGAGCCCCUGAACAAGGGCUGGUGGCCACAUGCAUACACUGGACUGGAGGAGAACAGUAAAAAGUUGAAAUCUUUGGACUCCUGUGACCUUCAGCAGUGAACUUCAUCCAGAACCCCCCCAACCAGGCCUCAGUUUCCUCACCCAUAAAAGGGAGCCGAUAGACAGGAUCAGCUGUUCUCCUCAGACUUUGGUGAGCAUCUUAAGUUCCCUGUGAUUCUGAAGCACACCACAUCUGAGGACCCCCACAGGGGACAAGCUGAGGACCCCUGCCUCCAUCAGCCUGGACACUACUGACACAGCAGCCUGAGCUAGAGCCCUGUGACUCUCUGUGUGCCGGGUCAGGACCCACAGGGCCCUGGAACCUGGCCGGCCUGGGCCCACAUGGUACCCAAGGAAUGAGGAGCAAAGGGGAAACAGACUGACUAGACCUCUCUCCAUAUCUUCUCCUUUUCCCACAUCCCUGACAGCUUCUUAGGCAACUCUUGCCAGGACAAAGUUGUCCUGGGUUCUUUAGGCUGACACGGCCACAUUGGAGGGGGCAGCUUGGCAAAAGGAAACCUGCCCCCAUAGUCGGAGACCUCCUACUGCCCUCACGUUCUUGACAUCAAAUCUCCACCAUUACAAAUGAGUAUAAUGAGCCCUAUCUUUUCUUUCAAUUUUUUGGCAAACAAGUGUCCUUCAGCUGGUGUCACAACUGCCUUAGUGUUACUUGUGGAACCCACACAUCAGGAGUAGGGGCAGGAGAGAAGACACAAGGGCCAGAUUUCUCUGGUUCUGUCUCAGCUCCAGUCCUGCUAAGUGCGCGCGCGCGCACGCACGCACGCCCUGUACAGUGGUGUGGCAUCAACGGGCCCCACAGCCACACGAGGGCAGCGGAGAGUCAGGACUGCAAACAGGCAGCCACCCCAAGAGGCUGGCAGAGGCUGCACGGACUUUCCUCCCCGACCCCCAUCAAGGCUCCCAAGAAGCUGGAAUAGUUUGUCUAGCAAGCCUGGGGUCCUAAGGAAACCAUACCAUGAGGGUGGAAGAGAAGACUCGGAGAAGAAGCCGAUUUCUGCUCGACAAGCAACAAGGGCCUCCCCCUCCCAGCUGUGGGCCUUGCCAGAGCAUCAUUAUCUUUGGCCAGCAAUGGGCCUGAGGAGUUAUGAUUUCAACCCAGAAAAUUAAACCGGACUAAAGCGGCCCUGAGCUGGUAGGACCGGCUAAAACCAGCCCACCAGGCCUGUGGUCAGGCCCCAUCCCAGAGACUACAGAAUGCUAGACAAGGUUCUCAAGGUCAUAGCCUGGAGGCUGGCACAGAGCUCCCCUUGUAUCCAUGGGGGCCUGUGUAGCCCCCGUCACAGAAAAUAAAGUGUCUGUCUGCACAGCA
Molecule: messenger RNA, 3779 nt
Organism: Manis javanica (Malayan pangolin)
Lineage: Eukaryota; Metazoa; Chordata; Mammalia; Pholidota; Manidae
Gene: TNS4
Product: tensin 4
Cellular component (GO): focal adhesion
Molecular function (GO): protein binding
Source: RefSeq, a predicted model, not a curated record